AUGGUCUUACUUCUCUUUGACAAAUCCCUUCCCAAUAUAGAAAAAACUCCCCGCUCCCUCCACUUGCAUUCUCACGCACGCGCAAUCAUGGCGGUGCCUCCGUCGGGACCUGGAAGCAGCUCGUCGCUUGAAGCACCUCUCAUUGACGCCGACGAUGCUCAGCUGGAACUAGCCUUGCAAAAACUCGAAUCGUUCCUCGGAUUUUUCGGUUUCUGUCAGUACUCUCCUCUUAGCUCAGCCGUCUCGUGGAUCGUCUUCUUUGUUGUCGGUCUGGCGGCGCCGGUGCUCUUGAUCGUCUACUCCUUCUGCACCGACUGCUACAAGUACCAAAUCAGGAGGUUUGAGCUUGAGAUUCUCGUUUCUCAGGCCAUCGUUGCCGCCAUUUCUCUGCUCUGUGUUUCUCAUAAUUUGAGGAAAUACGGUGUCAGGAAGCUUCUCUUCGUUGAUCAUUACGAUGGAUACGCUGUUCUUUAUCGGCAACUCUACAUCCAGAAGAUCUACGGUUUUUUCCGAGGGCUUGCUUUGUGGUUAUCGGUAUGUUUUUUACUGAAGACUGCUCGUGAGAUCACUUGCGUUGUUUAUCUGCAUCAUGAUUCAUGGUGGUUAUCUGCUGCGUAUCUGUUAGUCUCCCUAGUAACCUGGUCAUACUCCGCCGUAGUCUUCUUAUCAGGCACCGCUUUGUUCAAUUUGGUUGGCAAUUUACAAGUGGUACGAAUUGAAAACUACAGCAACAUUCUAGAACGAGAUUUGGAUGUUUCUGUUUAUAUCGAAGAGCAUAUGCGUCUCCUCCAUUAUUUAUCCAAAAUUAGCCACAGGUUUCGAGCGUUUCUUCUUCUCGAGUUCUUGGUUGUUACAGGAAGUCAAAUCUCAGCUCUCUUACAGACAACUGAAAACCAAGGAAUCAUAAACUUCAUAAACACAGGCGACUUUGCUGUAUUAUCGAUUCUUCAGCUUGUAGGAAUCGUUCUUUGUUUAUCUGCAGCUGCAAAAAUUUCACACAGAGCUCAAGCACUUGGAUCUGUUGCUUGUAAAUGGCAUGCACUAGUGACAUGCGACUCAAAUGAUUCUUCUCAAUCUGAAAUAUUAAUCGAUAACAACUUGGAGGCUAAUGGUAGUUCACAGACUGAGCUGGAAUCAGGGGAUUUUGUGCCAUUUUCUGUUCAUAACCAGUUCGCUUCUUCUACUUCAUCAUAUCACAAAAGACAAUCAUUUGUGGCGUAUGUACAAUCAAACAUGGGUGGAUUUACUGUUUUUGGAUGGAUCAUUGAUCGAAUGCUGAUUAACACCAUCUUUUUCAUUGAGCUGUCGUUGAUCUUCUUUGUGCUUGGUAAGACCAUUACUAUCACACUCAGGUAGACAUGAUCUAUGUCGACUCUUCUUCAUGCAUCUUCACUCUCUAACAUGGUAUGAGCAAAGCAACAACUAACAACGGAGCAGCAGACUUAUUUUUGUUGGUGUGCUACUUGAUAAGGAUUAUAUGUAAUCAUAUAAACUGAAAAUAUAUUUUAGGUUAUAAGGUUAUAUCUAGUAAAAGCAAAGUUGUACCUUGGAUAAUGGGCAUAAUCUGUUAUG
Molecule: messenger RNA, 1572 nt
Organism: Lactuca virosa
Lineage: Eukaryota; Viridiplantae; Streptophyta; Magnoliopsida; Asterales; Asteraceae
Source: the annotation of a GenBank genome assembly